This is a messenger RNA of Mollisia scopiformis, 1212 nucleotides long. RefSeq lists its product as uncharacterized. Bases 1 to 1212 code for a protein of 403 amino acids. The transcript is spliced from 2 exons. NCBI's taxonomy places the organism in Eukaryota, Fungi, Ascomycota, Leotiomycetes, Helotiales, Mollisiaceae. The record is from RefSeq and is a predicted model, not a curated record.
AUGUUUACAGGAAACGUCUCCAGGGUUCCGUCCUCCAGCGAUGUUGCUAGACAGACACAUCACGAGAUUUACUCCGUCUCAACAAAUGACAGGAAGUAUUUCUUCGUUGACUUCAUCGACCGAAGGUCCAUCAACCCUAAUAUCAUACCUCAUCCAUCCUUAGAGGACACUUGGGUCAUCGUUGCCCAACGACAUGACCCGGAUAGUCGUCUCCCAAUGACCUUUGCUGAAAUAACAUGCAAUGCGACUUUCCAAAACGGCACCCUUCGAUGUCUGGAGAGCCCCUCCAUCUUACCUGUCAUAACAACACCCGGAGACAAGUGUGACGGAGAUUAUUUAGUCCUCAACUUAAACAUUGGGCCACACGAUGCGCGCGUCUUCUAUGGACCAGAUGCACCGUACACCAUUUACGGCUCGAAUUCGAGGUUCACUUGUUUCGGGCAGUUUGUCCAUGAUCUAAGGUCAUUGCUCGAUUGGGGAAAUGGUGGAACUUCUGACACCGGGUUCAAGAAUGCAACAGAACUUCAACGGCCACUUCCCUAUGGAAAAGUCGAAAAGAAUUGGUUCGUGUUCUGGGACCACAAGGGCGAGAUCUAUGUUCACUACGAUGUCUCACCCAAACGUGCUUUUGCAAAAUUGGAACUGGACGGUUCGGUAGGAGAAGACCUCGCACCUCAAGCUGCCCGUGCCGGAGAUGAUAGUUGCAUGGCAAAGUACCUGCCUACAGUUGGCCCUGAUCAUGAAUCUCUUCAUCAAGCAACGAACUCGCUCUCCGUCACACUUUGCAAACGAUCAGAUCCGUCGUGUAAAAUGAAUGAGGAAAACACUUUCAUCCUUACCAUCUUCCAGCAUAAGCGCUAUCGUUUUUUCCACAGCGUUUACGAGCCAUACGCAAUGCUCUUUGAGCAAAAAUCCCCGUUCAAGAUCCAUGGCAUCUCUUCGAAACCAUUUUGGAUUCACGGCCGUUGGAAACCGAGUUCAUUGAACGAGCAGGAUCGGCUUGCUGAGAUGAUGAUUAAGGAUGGGAAAGUGCGGAAUUACAAUCAGACGGAGAUGAUGUACAUCACGUCGAUGAGCUGGAAGUCGAGUAAGCAGAAGUAUCAUGGGUUUCUUGAUGAUGUGGUAUUUCUUGGGUUUGGUAUAGAGGAUUCUCAGAGCGCUGGAAUUGAUGUGGUGGUUGGAGAUCUCUUAACUGGUAUGAGUCUUUGUUAG